CUUUGCCUCCAAAACAGAAACUCUCUUUGAAAAAUGGCGCCUCCAAUGUCCACCACCGAAUGGCCGCUGCCGUCGGAGGUACUCAUCCCUUCCCUCCCAAACGGCGUCGCACUCAACAUUCUGGCACGCCUACCAAGACAGCACCACGCUGUCCUCUCGGCGGUGUCGAAGCCCAUCAGGUCCGCCGUCUCCUCCCCACACUUCUUCGCCGAUCGAUCACUCCUCAACCGAACCGAGACCGUCCUCUACCUCAGAGUCCGAUCCUUCCGCCACACCCACGAUCACUGGUUUGCCGUCCACCGAAACCCCAACCCAACAACCAACAACAACAAUCUCCUCCAGCUCGCUCCGGUCCCAAGGAUCCCCGUCGAGAAACAACUGAAGGGGUCUGCUUACGCCGCCGUGGGCCCCAAGAUCUACGUCAUCGGCGGAUACACGGACUCCGAGGAGGAGGAGCCCGAACCUUCGUCCGAUGUGUGGGUCCUCGACUGCCGCUCCCACACAUGGGAGCGUGGCCCCAGCAUCCUGACGCCGCGAUUCAAUCCUGAAGCUGCGGAGGUUGGUGGGAAAGUCUACGUGGUCGGAAGUGCCGCGAAGGAAUUAUGUGUUGAAGUUCUCGACCCGGCGGUCGGACACUGGAAAGCCAUUCCCUACCCGCUUGACAAAAGUUCAUGCUUGGUUACCAGCUACAUGGUUGAGUUAAUGAGAUACAAAUUUCACAGACAAGAGUUAAGGUUGGGCCCGACGAUGAAGAUGUCGGAGGUUCUUCGAUUUGAAGAGAAGGAAAAAUCUUCUUUGUUUUAUACUGGUUGUUUGAUGGAUCGGCCGUGGUAUGAUUAUCAUCCCAGAGAGAUAUGUAGAAGGUCUGAUUACGGAAUUGAUGAGUGGGAAGAGCUCGAGGGUGUAAAGGAAGGGAAGCCUAAGUACUUUUGUGAGCCUAAACUGCUCAACCUGGAAGGUAGGCUAGUUGUGUUGUUCGGAGAGGCGAGAUUUGGGAAUACAAGUGAAUUGGAGAAGGGAAAGAUUGGAAUAUGGUGUGCGGAAAUCGACGUGACGAAGAACGGAGGCGUGGAUUGGUGCGGAAAAACUCAUUGGUCGGAGAAGGUCCUUUUGCUCCCCGAAACAACUUGGGGAAUUCCAGAAGAGAGUUUUGAUCAUUCGCUCUUUCUCUAUGGUUGCGGAUGCUUGUUCGUCUCUUUGUGAGCACCGGUAAGGCAUGAAGUAUGGUAGAAUGGAUUUGUUUCUUUGCAGUGAUGUUUAUAGUUGUGCUUUGUUUAACAAUCUAAUGGGA
Morus notabilis is the source of this 1291-nucleotide messenger RNA. Its product is annotated as F-box/kelch-repeat protein SKIP6. Lineage: Eukaryota; Viridiplantae; Streptophyta; Magnoliopsida; Rosales; Moraceae. The record is from RefSeq and is a predicted model, not a curated record. Bases 34 to 1203 code for a protein of 389 amino acids. Gene Ontology annotation, molecular function: protein binding. The transcript has a single exon.